Molecule: messenger RNA, 1730 nt
Organism: Corvus hawaiiensis (hawaiian crow)
Lineage: Eukaryota; Metazoa; Chordata; Aves; Passeriformes; Corvidae
Product: transcription factor RelB homolog
Exons: 10
Coding region: 402-1634 (410 amino acids)
Biological process (GO): inflammatory response; regulation of transcription by RNA polymerase II; innate immune response
Cellular component (GO): cytoplasm
Molecular function (GO): DNA-binding transcription factor activity, RNA polymerase II-specific; RNA polymerase II cis-regulatory region sequence-specific DNA binding
Source: RefSeq, a predicted model, not a curated record
GGCGCGGCCUCGGGGGGCGGCGGCGGGAGCGGCACCGGCACCUCCGGGACCGGGCCCCGAACCGGGACCGGUACCGGGAGCGGCACCGAGACCCGCACCGGGAGCGGAACCGGGACCGGCACAGGGACCCGCACCGGGAGCGGAACCGGGAGCGGCACCGGGACCCGAACCGUGACCCGCACCGGGAGCGGCACCGACACCUCUAGGCCCCGCACCGGGAGCGGCACCGGCACCUCCAGGCCCCGAACCGGGACCGGGACCCGCACCGGCACCUCUGGGCCCCGCACCGGAACCAGCACCGGGACCCGCACCGGCACCUCCGGGCCCCGCACCGGGACCGGGACCCGCACCGGCACCUCCGGGCCCCGCACCGGGGCCCGCACCGGAACCGGCACCGGGCCAUGGCGCUGCCGCUCGGAGCCGCCGUGCAGGACCCCGGGCUGGCGAUGGCUCACGGAGCACCGGGGACAGAUGAUUUGGAAAUCCUGGAAGAGGUGAUGAAGGAGGACGGCUUCCAGCCCGAGCCGCCUCCCAGCAUUCCCAAAUCCCUUCCCAAGCUGAUCCCGCGCGGCUCCGACCCCUCGGGCUCGGCGGAUUCCCGGGAAUCCGGGAGCGCCCGCCUGGCUCAGACCCUGCGGGAGCUCUCGCUGUCGCCGGGCUCGCGGUGGUGCCAAACGCCGGGAACGGCGCUGGAAAAGCGGGAGAAGCUGGAAAAGAGGGAAAAGCCGCGCCUGGUGAUCACGGAGCAGCCGAAGCAGCGCGGGAUGAGGUUCCGCUACGAGUGCGAGGGAAGAUCCGCCGGGAGCAUCCUGGGGGAAAACAGCACCGAGGCCGCCAAGAGCCUGCCCAGCAUCGAGCUCCUGAACUGCCAGGGCAUCCCGGAGGUGGCGGUCACGGCGUGCCUGGUGUGGAAGGAUUGGCCCCACCGGGUGCAUCCCCACGGCCUCGUGGGCAAGGACUGCGCCCAGGGGCUCUGCCGGGUGCUGCUCAAGCCCCACGCCAACCCCCGGCACAGUUUCAGCAACCUGGGCAUUCAGUGUGUGAAGAAGAAGGAGAUCGAGGCCGCCAUCGAGAAGAAGCUGCAGCUCGGGAUCGACCCCUUCAAAGCGGGAUCCCUGCGGAACCACCAGGAGGUCGAUCUCAACGUGGUCCGGAUUUGCUUCCAGGCCUCGUUCCGGGACCGCGCCGGGAUCCCCCGGAGCCUCAGCCCGGUGCUGUCCCAGCCCAUCUUCGACAAGAAGUCCACGAACACGUCGGAGCUGCGCAUCUGCCGCAUGAACAAAGAGAGCGGCCCCUGCACGGGCGGCGAGGAGCUCUACCUGCUCUGCGACAAGGUCCAGAAAGAGGACAUCGCGGUGAUCUUCCGGAAGGAGUCCUGGAGGCGCGCGCGGAUUUCUCCCCGUUCCCAACCCCACAUUCCCAACCCCACAUUCCCACAUUCCCACAUUCCCAAAUUCCCGAUGAUUCCUGUUCCCAGAGGACAUCGCGGUGAUCUUCCGGAAGGAGUCCUGGGAGGCGCGCGCGGAUUUCUCCCUUAUCCCAACCCCACAUUCCCACAUUCCCAACCCCACAUUCCCACAUUCCCACAUUCCCAAAUUCCCGAUGAUUCCUGUUCCCAGAGGACAUCGCGGUGAUCUUCCGGAAGGAGUCCUGGGAGGCGCGCGCGGAUUUCUCCCUUAUCCCAACCCCACAUUCCCACAUUCCCAACCCCACAUUCCCACAUUCCCCAC